UUUUACCUGAGUUCGGUCCCUUCUAUGUUGUAACGAUUUGUUAUCCUACCUGGUUGAUUGUCAUACAUAAUAGUCUCGAUCGGGGCCUAUUACCUGAGCGUCGUAUACUAGACCAUAGGUCACGGCUGAAAACAUCUCGAGUUUUGUAAACAGAAAGUGAAUUCGAGUUUUGGAACAUGUUUGAAUUUUUUCAUGGAUGUAAAAUUAGAAAUGUAAUCAACACCUAAAGUGCCAUUGUUUCACGAAAUGGAGGAACCAGACGGGGAAUUACCUGUCCAUAUUGAUGUCCAGGAGCAACACAAGAAAGAUGGGACCUACCAUUACUCCUUUACCUACGAACGGGCCACUUUAUACGAAUUUCAGUUUGAACGUGCCCCCCAUCCCGACCCUAAGGACCCGUGUUUCCGGUGCAACAGGCGAGUUCUACCCCAUGAUCAGGUCCGGGUGGAUGUUGUAUUCCACAAACAAUGCUUCCGGUGUCGUAUUUGUGGACUGUUGUUGACUAUGCAGACAUUUUACAGAAAUGAUGCCAACGAUUCUUCGGAUAAAGAAGUUUAUUGUAAAACCCACGUGGGAAAGAAAAUUAGACAAGUGAAAUAUGAGUGUCAACCGUUAGAGUUCGAUAUCGAGAACGCAUCACACCACAGUCAACUGAACAACAUAAGAUAUGGUGAGUCAUUACGCAGGACUAAUCCAAAGCCAGUCCCAAGCCCCCGUACCCACAGUCCGCGAGAGGGAAGCCCCAUAGGUACCCCUUUAGGACACAGUCCCUCAGGAUCGAGUAUGGUCAGCGUCACUCCCAGGACGAUGAACGGAAGCACCUUCAAUUCGCAUUAUCCAAACAUGACUGAUUUCAACACCACUUUUGGAUCCACCCCCGGGUAUAAUCGACCAAGACCCGUGCUUCAGUCGUUCGAAGACUUUGAAACCAGUGGUGUUUUCGAGGCACAGUCGGUAUUGGAAUCGAGGCACCGUGAGGAGGAAGAGAGGCUACAAAGAUUCCUUUUAGAGGAGAGAGAGAAGGAAAUGCGGAAACUGGACGACAGUAUUGCUGUGGAGAAAGACAGGGCCGCUGCUGACCUCUUAAGUAGUUUUGAGCAUAUGUCAAUGUCGGGAUCUACCCCAAAUCUCAUGGCUGAAAGAGAGAGAAUUGAAGAUCACUUCCGACGCAUGCGCGAAGAAAAGUUUAAAGUGAUGAUGGAUAAAAUUGCGACGGAGGAGAAAACUAGAACAGCCAAAAUGUUGGAUCGUCAUGGGCAAGAAAUACUGUUGUUGAUAGCGAAAAAGGACAGGGAAAUUGACCGGAGCGCCCUGUUUGACCACUCCAUGAAGCCUCCCAUAAUUCCUCCAGAGACAAAAAAGGUUGAUCUAUACAAGUCACCAGAGGUGUUCAAAAAGCUGGACGAGAGGGCAAUAGAGUUAGCCAACAAGGACUACGGCAAUUUCACAGAACUGGUGAAAGACUUGACGAGAGACUGUCAGACAGAACUGGAGAAAGUCAGGGUAAUUUUUCGAUGGGUUAUUGCGAAAGACCUAGGUAAACACAACGUCAAAGAAAUAGUGCGGCCAAAUUCUACAGCUUCCCUUCUGCGGGGAGUGAGAACUGGAAAGGAGACCUACCACCAACUGUUCAAAAAGCUCUGCAAUUUUGCUGGUCUGCAUUGCGAAAUCAUCCUUGGUUACUCGAAGGGCGCCGGAUACAAACCUGGAAUGCGAAUGGAUGGAACGUCAUUUCGAAAUUCGUGGACAGCUGUUUCCAUAGACGGAAAUUGGCGGCUUGUCAACUGCACAUGGGCAGCACGUCACGUGACUGGACACAAAGAUGACCUGCCGGAAAUUUUCUUCAAGUAUGACGAGUUCUAUUUUUUGACCGACCCCGAGGAUCACAUUUACCAACACUACCCUGAUGACUCACAGUGGCAGCUAAUUGACAUUCCAUUGCCUUUCUCAGAGUUCCUCAAUUUGCCUGUCGUAAAAUCACCCUUUUUCAAUUACGGACUACGGUUUUACUCUAAUUACGGUGCAACAUUAACAACAGAUUCCGGAAUGGUUGAAGUUCGUCUGAUUUCAUACAAGAUAUUAGGAUUUGGUCACGUAUUGGAGUCCUACGAUAAAUCUGUUGAUGCAAGAUCACUUGAGGGCCGUGUACUUCUUCGCCACGUGAAAAACGAAGCCAUAUUCACCAUUAACUUGCCGAAAAGAGGACUGUAUUAUUUUUCAAUUUACACAGGCGACUAUUGGCACUCAGAUUGUCUGGAAAGUGCUGCAUCAUUCUUAGUCAACUGUACAGAUAGCAUGGGAUCCCCCUCCCCACCGUAUCCCCCCGUACCAUUUUACGGACCAACGCCCAUGAUGGAAACUCUCAAAAUAGAGACCAGUAAUCAGCUCGACCCGCUGAUUGUGUCAAAUGGGGAGUCCUUAGACAUUAGUUUUAAGCUUUCGAAAGAUAUCAAAGUUACGCACACGUUUCAAUACUUUGAUGCUACUGAUGGUUCGGUUUCGGACAUAGAUCGUUAUGUAUUCCUACGCUCGCGGACGGAUACUGGUGCAACGUACAUGGUCAGGUGUCCGAAAGAAGGAUAUUACAUCUUUUCGAUGUAUGCAGCAGAUGAGAGCAAUGAAACAUUAGACUGUGUAUACAGAUACCUAGUCAUCUGUCAGCAAGCAAACCAAGCAACUAAUGUGUUUCCAAAAACUUAUCACAAAUGGCAACGGUGCACAUUGCAUGAGCCGGUGUACGGGGACCUCAUGACGAACAAGCGCUAUUCUUUCCGCUUAGAUGUUCCCCAAGCGGUCGAGGUAUUUCUGGUCAUUGGAGAUAUCUGGCAUCAUCUCAAACGGAAGCUGGGAUUCACUUGGGAGGGGAAUAUCAAUACGGGGAAAAAUCCUGGAACCGCGAAAAUUUACGCUAGAUUUUCUGUGGAUCGCGACGCUUCCCUUUUCUCUCAUCUGCUAGACUACGAAUUAAUCGAGGAUGCUGAAACAGAAAUAUAGUCUAGGGUUUACAAUGUAGGGCUAUUCACUUUAUUUAUUUGCAUUUAAUGACUACAUGUAUUUAUCAUGCUAUAGAUGUUGUGAUUUUGUUAAUGCUCUGAAUUUUAUGAAAUUUACUAUAUACGUUAUAUUGUGCUGCGGUGUUUAGUCAUAAACAGUUGUCUCAUUGUUGUGUGCUUGAUCAUCCACGUGCUAUAAAAGUUUGAUUUCCCAUUGAUGAUUUAUGAAUCAAUAAAUGCUUAAAUAUUA
Molecule: messenger RNA, 3243 nt
Organism: Ostrea edulis (European flat oyster)
Lineage: Eukaryota; Metazoa; Mollusca; Bivalvia; Ostreida; Ostreidae
Product: hillarin-like
Exons: 7
Coding region: 247-2994 (915 amino acids)
Source: RefSeq, a predicted model, not a curated record